This is a messenger RNA of Corvus hawaiiensis (hawaiian crow), 1902 nucleotides long. It is a transcript of the gene C12H19orf12, whose product is annotated as chromosome 12 C19orf12 homolog. Lineage: Eukaryota; Metazoa; Chordata; Aves; Passeriformes; Corvidae. Bases 671 to 1093 code for a protein of 140 amino acids. The record is from RefSeq and is a predicted model, not a curated record. The transcript is spliced from 6 exons.
CCGAGGCCGCAGCGGAGAGUGCGGGCGCGGCUGCCCAGGCCCACCGCUCCGCGGCCGGCAGAGCUGAGGGCGGGCCGGGCGCUCCACGGGCUGCCCCUCCUCCGGCGCCACAGCUGUUUCCUGCUCGGCCGGCGGCGAGCCGGGCUCUCGUGGAGGAGGUUGCAGUACGUACAGAGCUGUUGCUGUACAGUUGGGACAGAAGAAAUUGUCACCUCACAUUCUUGUUCAUCACCAUAUGGUGUCCACCAUGAUACAGACAGCUCCAGGGAAAGCAGGAGCAUUGCUCACUUUAUUCCCCUGUCCUUGGGGUGAGAGAGGGAGCAUCAACUGAAGUACAGAAUCUAAGACUUCGGAUGAGUAUUUGGGGAGACCACAAAGACACAAGGAAAGCAGCCACUGAACUGCAAUAGAACAAAAAAGUUACACAGCAAAGAGCCGUCAUACUGGAGAGCUUCGUGUGAGACAUUCACUGAAUUUAGCCCAGAGAGGAGAUGUAAAUCGAUUUCAGCACAUUGGGUUAGUCCGAGGACAUGCCAAGGGGGUGAAGGACAAACACAAACCAGUGUCUGAGAGGAGGGAGUGAAUCCUGCAGCACUUCGGACUGCUCAGGGCUGUCACUCUGAGUGGAAAGCUGCUCACGUUUUGUUAGAAAGGGUUUGGACUCGCCGAGAUGCCCAUCCGUGUUGAUGAUGUGAUGCAGCUGCUCGUCCGUAUCGCCAGUGUGAAGGGCAUGAAAGCUGCUGUCGCACAUUCUGGGCGGGGAGCACUGCUGACGGGCGCAUCAGCCUUUGUGGGGGGGCUCCUGGCAGGCCCACCUGGAAUCGCUGCAGGAGGAGUAGUGGGUGGACUUCUUGGAUGGAUAACGUCUGGAGACUUCAAGCCAGUCCCUCAGAUUUUAAUGGAAUUGCCUGCUUCUGAGCGGCAGAAACUCUGUGAUGAAGCCAUGGCUGUUAUCAAGAACUUACGCUGGACUGAUGCUGCUCAGCUGAUUGCUCUUGUAAUGGCAAAUCCUGCUCUCAAGGAGAUGGUGGUAGGAGUGCUGACCAAUUACCUUUCCAGGGAGCUAAAAGCACAAGUAAAGUAUGGAGAAUAAUCCUCUCCAGAGCAGGCUUUUUACGCUGGAAUGAAUUUUACUCCGAUAGUUGUUAAUCUUCAAUGCAACAAUUAUUAGUUAUCAGUACUUAUCAUAAAUAUAGGCUGAUCUAAGUAUUUUUUGGGUUUUGGUGUUUGGGAUUUUUAAAAUUUUUAUUACAAUUUUUGCUUUGUGUGGAUUUGUAAGGAUAGUAUUAGAUUACUGCAUUAUCCUGACACUGACUUGCUAUGUAAUUUUGGAUUGCUCUGCACUGGCACUAAUUCAAAUCGCUGAAGGGAAUUAUGUCACUUGUGAAUAUUUUCAAAGUCAUUUUGUUUUAUGUGGGAGACUUAAUUCUGUUUGUUUAAGUGCUUUAAUUUUUUUUCCCUAUGAAUUACAUGUAAGGUGCCAAAGUAGCUGUGGCACUUUGAAGAAUUUUACCUAUUGUCUGUUUCAGCUCUGCGAAGGAAAGUUUUAUAGGAAAGUACAUUGCUCUACUGUGAACUCAAAGGACUCAGUCCUCACUUUAUUGUUUAGCACAUUUUUAUUGUAAUUCUUGAGUUGUCUUUUUAUGUAAGAAGUGAAGCAAAUGCCUAAACAAGAUUUCAAGUAAAAGGAAAACAAACUGUGAACAAUUUCAAUUCAGUUUUCACCAAGUUCCUGUGCCCUAGAAUGGGAGGGUGUGGCAAGAAUACUCUUUUGAAAAAUGAGGAGCUAAAUCUGCCAGUUUUAUAUUAGCCCCAGGAUUAUGGUUGUCAUUUCAGCAUUGGUUUCUUGACUGAGUCUGAACAGCUGGUCCUCAGUUUUCAUUAAAAUAUUCAUAAGAAGCA